Molecule: messenger RNA, 2717 nt
Organism: Laccaria bicolor S238N-H82
Lineage: Eukaryota; Fungi; Basidiomycota; Agaricomycetes; Agaricales; Hydnangiaceae
Exons: 5
Coding region: 1-2430 (809 amino acids)
Source: RefSeq, a predicted model, not a curated record
AUGGCUAUUAUUCUUGAGAAACCCAAACCCAAGCGCAGGCAGAAGAACAACUCCAACAAGAUGGAGAAACGUUUUAUGAACGUUCGAACCGUCGCGAAGCGACGAAGGGCGUUCAUCGUCAACAGAGGUUUCCUUCCCCUUCCGCCGGGGGUUGAUCCCAGUGUCGUCCCCCCUCCCCCUGCACAAGUUAUCAUGGACGGCAAGACUGACGAGCAGCGCGCCGAAAACCCGACCCUCGACAAUAGCAACCUCCCCACGGAUUGUGAGGGCCACCGUAGGGCCAGAUAUCGUAUGAGUAGGGCGGAGAUGGAGGAAAGACUACGACUUCGCGACACCAGGUGGGCGAACCGUAUGAACGGAAUCAAGAAGAUAUUCUCGCGGCCGCUCAGAUUUGUGGCCAAGUUAAUCUUCCCUCCGCCUCCCCCUCCCGCUCUGGAGCCUUACCCGCGUAUCCUUCCUCUUCCUCGAGUCGUGCCGCCACCUGUUGAAGAAGUCGCGCUCCCGAAUCACGCACACGACCAAGUCGACGUGCCACAGGUGGAGCAUCAGCAUCAGCUCACGUCCGCCGACCAAGGUCCUUCCCAGCAGUCGUUUGUCGAGCAGGCCUCUGUCGUUCAGAAUGUGCCCGUUGAACAGUCCUUCGUCGGCCAGUCUUUCGUUCACCAACCCCCUGUUGAACAAACCUACAACAACCAUUCCUUUGUCGCCCCUGUCGAACAGCCCAACCAAUACCAGCAACAGUCCGAGCAGGUGUACUAUCAGCCAAACCCAAGCGUGGGUUACGAAGCCGACAUGGAGGACAUGGACGAGGACGGGCCUUCUCAGAGUUACGCGGCUCAGGCGCAGGCGCAGCAACAAGCAGCAUUCGAGCAGCAGCAACGGGCUGCGUUCGAGCAACAACAACAAGCUGCGUUCGAGCAACAGCAACAAGCCGCGUACGAACAGCAGCAGCGGUAUCUGUUGGAGGCGCAGGCGCAAGCGGCUAUGGCCCACCAAGCCCAAGCCCAGGCUUAUGCACAAAAUCAAGCGCCUCCUCCUUAUUCAGAGGAGUUGAACAACGGGUAUGCGAACGCGUACAAUCAACCUCAGCAUCCUCAGCAGUUCAUUUACCCCGGAGCGACAUCUGCCCCAGCUCAACCUGCGUGGAACGAGGCUGGAUUCAUUAAUACAGCUCUUCCUCAGGAAUGUCACCAGCCAGCGCUUCUCCAAGCCCAAGCCGCCACCCAACCCCCUCUCAAAGAAGCCUCCCCACCACCCGCUCCUGCUCCAGCUGAGCCAUCCUCUCCUAUCUACACCCCUGAACAACGGCGUGCAUGGAGGGAGAAGAUGCAGAAGAUCUGGGCGGACGAGCCCAAGAGCAAGCCGUGGGUAUUGAGCACCAGUACUUCGAGCAUUAGUUUGCCCAGCCAGGAAUUGGGGAGGAACUCGAAGAGUUCGGGAGUUAAGGCUUCUAAGACUGUUUCGAGCGAGAGGGAGAUUAAGCCUCUCCCACCUAGGACUCGUGUGCAGAGUGCGCCUAGUGCGCAAGGGAGUGGAUCUAGCAGGCAGGGAAGCGUUUCGAGCAAACAAGGAAGUGUUACUAGCGCACCGAAGAAAGGGACUUGGCGUCUCCCUGAGCCUGAGUCGUCCUUUGAGAAUUUAGAGGCGGUCGUACCCGACGCCACAACAAAGAAGCAGAAGAAACGUCCCAUUGAAGAUACUGAUGCGGUCGAUACUACGACCAAGAAGCAGAAGAAGAAGCGGUCUGUUGAAGAUGGUGAUGCUGUUGAGCCUGAUACCAAGGAGAAGAAGCAGAAGAAACGUCGUCGCGCUCCUGAGACUGCUGUUGAGUCUACCUCUUCGAAGAAGCGGAUUGUUGAGCCUGCUUCGAAGGCGGUCCCCUCGCGCUUGAAGGAAACUUCCUCGAGCUUGAAGCUGUCUUCCUCGAGCAUGAAGCCAGUCCCCACGACCUCCAAGCCAAUCCCCUCGAUGUCGAAGCCAGUCCCUUCGACCUCCAAGCCACUUUCGCAGACCUCGAAGGAAACUUACUCGAGCUUGAAGUUGACUCCCUUGAGCAUGAAGCCUAUCCCUUCGAGCAUGAAGCCAGUUCCUUCGAGCAUGAAGCCAGUCCCCUCCACCUCCAGGCCGGUCCCUUCCACCUCCAAACCAGUCCCCUCCACCUCGAGCUCGACCUCAAAGAAGCGCAAAGAAGCCCCCAUCAUCAUCGUCGAGUCCGACGCAGACCCAGAGAUCGACGAGUCAAUGGUUAGGAAGUCGAAGCGGUCCAAGACGUCUCCACAGAUGGAAGAGCCGGUUGCGACUAGGAGGCGCAAAAAGAUGCCUGCGCCUACCAAGGUUCUGGUUCCGGUUGAGGAGCUGGAGAGCCGCGAUGGGAAGUGGGAGAUCCCUGUUGUUGGGGGGUUGUUGAGGGCUUUUGGGCUUCGUCGUUGAGCGGCGGCGGUUCAAGCUUUCGAACCCGACAAGAAUUUGAAAUGAGGUGUAUUGGGAUGGGUCUCGGUUUUUGAUCAUUGCUUUUCUGACUUUUUAAGUUUUCUCUUUUGAAUUUCUUUCUCUCUUUCCUCCUGGUUUCGUUUUGCUGAAUGUCUGCUCUGGAUCAUUGCAUCGUGUUCUGCUCGCUCCUAGCCCGCCUUGGUAUCUGAGCGUAGUGUAUUAACUUGUACAUAGUAGAAAGUCGCCUACUGCUCUUGUAACCUUGAAUAAACGUGUUUGAAAUCGGG